CCUGCUGCCGGCAACGCGCUGACGCGGCACCUGGCCAAGCUGAUGGGGGAGUGCGGGAGCCCCUUCCGGGAGGAGGAGCUGCCGCUGGUGUGCAGGAUCAAGGAGCAGUGCUGCUAUGUCCCCGAGGACUUCCAGGCCGAGCUGAGCGGGGCCGAGAAGAAAUACCUCCUGGACGUCCCCCUCCCCGACGGGCAGGUCAUCUCCAUCGGCAGCGAGCGCUUCCGCUGCCCCGAGGCGCUCUUCAGCCCCUCCGUGCUGGGCCUCCCGGAGGUGGGCCUCCACGUCCACGCCAUGAACAGCGUCCGCAAGUGCAAGCCGGCGCGCCAGGCAGAGCUGCUGGCCAACGUGCUGCUGGCUGGGGGCCCCACCAUGCUGCGGGGCUUCUCCGAGAGGAUCAAGAGGGAGCUGCUCCCCAGGGAGACGGAGGCCGACGGGCGCGCGAGCGUCCUGGCGUCUCCCCCCCUUGCCAUGACGAUCCCUGCUGCAAUUACCGCUGAUUGCCUGGUGGUUGCCAUGGCGAUUCGGAACACCCAGUGA
Pelodiscus sinensis (Chinese soft-shelled turtle) is the source of this 537-nucleotide messenger RNA. NCBI's taxonomy places the organism in Eukaryota, Metazoa, Chordata, Testudines, Trionychidae. The record is from RefSeq and is a predicted model, not a curated record.